Molecule: messenger RNA, 761 nt
Organism: Cucurbitaria berberidis CBS 394.84
Lineage: Eukaryota; Fungi; Ascomycota; Dothideomycetes; Pleosporales; Cucurbitariaceae
Exons: 2
Coding region: 115-729 (204 amino acids)
Source: RefSeq, a predicted model, not a curated record
AAUGCGGAGGAGGUCGACCCACCCCGCAAAAAACGCAGAAUCGCCGACAACGAAUUGGCAAUUGAAGAACACAACGACGAGAAACUGGACAGGAAAGACACUGCGAUAGUGACGAUGAACGGCCACAUCAUUGCGAAUCAACUCCAGUUCGUGAACCACCAGCUUCGCGGCGAGACCAAGGGAUUGACCCUCCGUUAUAACGAUAUCUUCAUCUUUGACUCGGCUACCGACACUAAGAAGCUGUUGAAUGGACUGCACUGCCAGCAAAGGAUGUGGCUACGAAGGAUCAUCGUUAAGACUGAAAACGGUUGGCAUAAAGGUGGGAUUCCUCGUUAUACAACAAAAACUCCACAUACUUCAUGCAACCCCACAUUCGCCAUCCACAUCUACUGUCCCUUGAUUCGGAUGGACAAAAACUCGUUUUUUCUAGCUGCCUUGUAUUUCCAAUCCAUAGGCCGAGGCAACACAGCAUUCGUACAAAAGUUGUCGGAUAGUGCGAGUGUGCAACAAUAUUUAUUAGCCCUGAUGGAGCAGAGAGCUUCUUCAGAUAGUGGCGUGCUGCCACGCUACGUACGAAUCUUCCCAUGGGACGAAGUCUUCGAUGAGGCGGCUCUUAGAAAGUCCUGUUCAGAACAUGUUCUCGAAUCAACCCGUCUCAUCCCUACGCUCAAAGAUGGAGUAGAAGCUCUCAUACGAGUCGCUAAGGACUGGUUCGACAAUGGGAUUUGAUAUUUCAAGGAUAGUUUGGGUUGAUAGACCAG